UUCUUGCAGAGACUUGAAAUCAAACAAUAUUUUCCUGAGAGACGACUGGUCUGUGAAGAUUGGCGAUUUCGGUCUGGCGACCGCCAAAGUACGGUGGUCAGACACAUCAAGCGCGGGCGGCGUGCUGUGGCAGCAGCCGACGGGCUCGAUCCUGUGGAUGGCGCCCGAGGUCAUCCGCCAGGAGGAGCCCGCGCCCUACACCUUCCGCUCCGACGUCUACGCAUACGGCAUCGUGCUCUACGAGCUCAUGGCCGGAGAGCUGCCCUAUGCGCACCUCAACAACAAGGACCAGAUCCUAUGGAUGGUAGGGCGCGGCCUGCUGCGACCAGAUGCGAGACGCUUACGCCAAGACGCGCCGCAAGCGCUCAAGCGUCUCUUCGACGACUGCAUCAAGUUUGAUCGCGAGCAGCGCCCGCUCUUCCGGCAGAUCCUGGCUUCCCUGGAGUCCAUGCUACGGGCCAUGCCCAAGAUCACCAGGAGCGCAUCUGAGCCGAACGUGAACAGGCAACUGCACGCGUCCGACGAUUACUUGAGCUACAGUUGCGCCUCCCCGAAAACUCCCGUCAAUUUCCAGUUCAAUCCGGACACUAGCUUCCCUGCGUUUUACGGAAUCCCCGUGCCGAACCAGCGGCAUCCCUAGGGUUUGCUUCAGGGCUACGAAUAGCCCGCCCCCGCCGGCGGCGUGCCGCUCGCAUCGCCUCCGCUCGGCGCACGCGCAUUCGCAUCGUGUUCGCGCUCGCGCUCGCGUGGUGCAUAGAGGAGACCGCGUUGACCGUACCACGGCUCGGAAACCAGUUUAUUGGCCGCACCCGAAAUAUUGGCACUUGAAAACGACGAAAAUAAAUACGGGAUGAUUUCGAACAAUGUAAUUGUAAAAUGUAUCGGGCCUGAUUUUCUUGCACGCUUGAGAAAUUGGAGUUUCCUCUAGAAGGAAGAAAAAUUGACUAAAAAUUGCGGAGCGACGAAAAGAAGCUGUUUGUGAUUUCUGAUUUAAAUGGGCUCCAAUGAGAAGUCAUGAAACGGCAUCAUGAGCCGCCAACAAAUGGUUCUGAUCCUUGGGACGUAUAUCAGCUAUAGACUGCAGAGUGGAAUCGGUUUGAUCUGCUACACUAUCCAGACUAAUGAAUAGUAAUGAACAGAGUAAUCGUUUUGUAAGUAAAAUUAUGUGAUCUGUGAAUUUAUUUCAAAUGUUUAGGCAAACAAUUUGUUUAUGUGCAAUAUGUGACAGCGUGUGCUAAAGCAUGACGCUACGCGCUAUACUGACGAUAGACUGAUGUUGAGCGACACUUGUGAUAUCCUCGCGUUUGUUUCUCAUCACUUUCUUAAUUUCUUUUUCGAUAGAUUACAUUGCAAAGCGUAAAAUAACUUGUAGAAAGCCAGGACAUGUUUCAUAAAUCACCAUAUUUUGCGCUUGAUUGCACUAAAAAAAGUUUCUCUGGACGAAAUUAAAUGAGUUUACUUUGUGAAAUGGCCCUGAGCUCAACUCUGGUCGAUGCGACAUUUAUUUAUUAAUAAUACGUUAAUAAACGACUGACCUGGACGAAAUUGACGUUCUAAUAUUAUA
Molecule: messenger RNA, 1564 nt
Organism: Ostrinia furnacalis (Asian corn borer)
Lineage: Eukaryota; Metazoa; Arthropoda; Insecta; Lepidoptera; Crambidae
Product: raf homolog serine/threonine-protein kinase Raf-like
Exons: 4
Coding region: 158-640 (160 amino acids)
Biological process (GO): MAPK cascade; protein phosphorylation
Molecular function (GO): ATP binding; MAP kinase kinase kinase activity
Source: RefSeq, a predicted model, not a curated record